AUGUCGUCAUCUUCUUUACUUUUUCUUAGUAUUACACUAUUAGUUCUAAUACUAACAGUUGAAUCAGUUUAUUAUGCAUAUUCAUAUGAAGAUGGUAAUAAUAAUGAAGAACAUUGUUGUCUGGCACGAGUACAUAAGAACUUUUGUGUGGCAAGACCGAUUACACGUAGUUUAGUGCAAGUUAAUAAACAAUGCCAUCGAUUUGACAGAUCUCAACAUCAUCGAUAUGGUAGAAAGAAUAGAAAUGAAAAAUAUUUAGACAAAAUUGUAAGCCGUUUAAAUGUGCAAACAUCACAAGAAGUUGGUGACAACAUACUUAUUGAAUUAAAAAAACCGUUAGAAAAGAAAAUACUUGAAAAUGAUCUUAUAUGUUUAACAUCAACUAAUAAAAAUAUGAAUUUCGACAAAUGUUAUGUGGAAAUAGUUGACGAAUUAGAUGAUGAUAAUGAUGAUGACGAUGAUGAUGAUGAUCAUCAUAUGUCACAUGAAACCCAUAGACGACGAGGACAUGGUCACCAUCGCUGGCAACAUCGUCAUCAUCAUGAUUAUAAAAAACGUGCUGCUGAUAAAGAUGAUCAAGAAGAAGAUAAUGAUGUUAAGGAUAAUAAAAAUAGUAAAGAAAAUGAAGCUAAAAAGGAAACCACUCGAAUUGAAUUAGAUAAACCGAUUCAUAUUCGUGAAGGUCAUGGUUUUUCAAUUCGUCAAACAUAUAAAAUUAAUCCUAGUAUUAUUCGACCAACAAAUCGUGAACAACGUCAAUGUUGGUCAUGGUAUCGUAAACAAACACGAAAAAUACGUCAUAAUUCAUCAAAAUAUCAAAAAUCUUGUACUAAUUUACAUGAUCAUCGUGAAAAAUGUAUUAAUCAACUUGUUUAUAAUACAUUUAAUACAAAUGAAACAAAUAGUGAUGAACAACAACAAAAUACAAAAAAUUUUUUUCCUAUUGGAUCAAAAUUGUAUUGUGAAAAUCAAGCUGGUUAUAAUAGAUUAAUUGGUUAUUUUCGUCGUACUGAAGUAUGUUUUCAUGCAGAUGAUCAAAUUAAUAUUGAACAUAAAUUUAUGGAUAUAACUGGUUUAUCUGAUUUACGAAAAAAUAAAGAAACACUUGAAUUUAUAGCACAAAGUAAAAAAUUAACAGCUGAAUUUGAAGAUGAUUGUCAUGAUACAACAACAUUAGUUGAAAUAGCUGAAUUAGAAAAAACAAAGAUCAAAAAAUGA
This is a messenger RNA of Rotaria sp. Silwood1, 1218 nucleotides long. The record is from the annotation of a GenBank genome assembly. Lineage: Eukaryota; Metazoa; Rotifera; Eurotatoria; Philodinida; Philodinidae.